CCUCUCCGCCGCGGCGGCGCCACCGCAAUGUGGUUCUCCUCCUCCCGCCGCGAACCCGGCUCCGCCGAGCCUUCCGAUGAUGCCCCGUCGCCCCCCUCCCAACGCCGCUCCUCGCAACCCCACGGCUACUCCCUGCGUAUCUCAUCCUCCGACCCCAACCCCCACCCCCAGAGCUCCCGUAACCGAGCCCUAGCCUCCGCCAUCGCAGCCGCCGCCACCUCGGCCUCCUCCGCUUGCGACCUCGGCGGAGGAUGUGGGGCAUCCGGAGGAGGCGGCCUCCUGUCGUGGAUCUUCUCCGCGCGUGCGGCGCGCGCUGACGAGGGGAAGCCGGCGGGGGCCGACUGGGACGCGCACGGGCUCCCGGUCACCCACACGCCGGUUCCGCUCUCCAGGCUCGACGGGAGGAAGAGGUACAAGGUCUCCGAGCUCGACUUCCUCGACCGCCGCGCCCGGGACCGCUCCAGCACCGCGGGGAAGGACCCCUUUUUCGACGACGUGGCCGCGCUGCGCCCCGGCGGCGUGUACACUCGGUCGCAGCUGCUCGGUUGGCUCGAGGCGAUGACCUCCUCCGGCUUGUUCGAGCAGCUCAGCCUUCAGGGGAAGCCCAACCCGGACGGCACGCUCGCGCUCACCGUCUCCUACGCCGAGACCAUCUGGCCUGGAGCCGCUGAACGGCUCAAGUGCGUCAACGUGGGGCUCAUGGCGCCGCCCGAUGCUGGCCCUGACGAGGACAUGACGGAAAGGGAGAAGAUGGACUACAACCGGAGGCAGGACCGUGACUACCAGCAGCGAGUCCGCAGCGCCAAGCGGUGCAUUCUGCCGGAGUCGGUGCGCGAGGAGGUGCUGGGGAUGGUGAAGAAGCAGGGGAAGUUGACCGCCGGGGUGCUGCAGAAGAUCAGGGGGCGCAUCGAGAAGUGGUACCACGACGAGGGCUUUGUCUGCGCCCUGGUGCAGCACUUCGGGAACCUUGACACUGAAGAGAUUGUGUGCGAGGUGGUAGAGGGAGACAUCACCAGGGUGGAGUACCAGUUCCAUGAUAAGCUUGAAAAUAUUGUUGAGGGGAACACUCACAUCGCCGUCAUUGACCGGGAGCUUCCUCAGCAGCUUCGACCUGGCCAUAUCUAUAGCACUGGGGCAGGGAAACAAGCUCUGAAGCGUAUCAAUUCACUCGCUUUAUUCUCCAGUAUAGAAGUGAAUCCUCGCCCUGAUGAGACACAAGAAGGGGGUAUAGUGGUUGAAAUUAAACUCAAGGAACAUGAACAAAAGUCGGCUGAAGUAACUACAGAGUGGAGCAUUGUGCCUGGGCAUCAAGGGCGACCGACUCUUGCAUCAAUUCAACCUGGAGGCACUGUGUCAUUUGAACAUCGCAACAUCUCUGGUUUAAACAGAUCUCUUACCAGUUAUGUUAAAUCCAGCAACCUGCUCAAUCCUCAGGAUGAUCUCUCAUUCAAGCUUGAGUAUGCCCAUCCUUAUUUGGAUGGUGUGGAGGAUAGUAGUAGAAACCGCACAUUCAAAGCUAGCUGCUUCAAUGUCAGGAAAUUAAGUCCUGUCUUUGUUGCUGGCCCCAACAUGGAUGAAGCUCCACCUGUAUGGGUUGAUAGAGUUGGAUUUAAAGCAACUAUAACAGAGAGCUUCACAAGGCAGAGCAAAUUUACUUAUGGCCUUGUGGUGGAAGAAAUUAAAACGCGCGGUCAAGAUAACUACAUAAGCACACAUGGUUCUCGAGUAUUGCCUAGUGGUGCCUUGAGCAUGGAUGGACCUCCCACAACCUUCAGUGGUACCGGUGUAGAUCGAAUGGCGUUUCUACAAGCUAAUAUAACUCGAGACAAUACUGAGUUUGUUAACGGUGCAACUAUUGGUGACAGAUAUAUAUUCCAGCUGGACCAAGGUGUCGGCAUUGGAAGCAAAAAUCCAUUCUUCAACCGUCAUCAGCUUUCAGUGACAAAGUUUAUUAAUUUGAAUAAGAAGGAUAAUGGUGCUGGCAAGCCACCACCAGCUGUUUUAGCCAUUCAUGGUCGCUACGCAGGCUGUGUAGGAGACCUGCCGAGCUAUGAUGCAUUUGCAAUCGGAGGACCUCAUUCUGUUAGGGGCUAUGGUAUGGGGGAACUGGGUGCUUCCAGAAAUCUUCUUGAGGUUGCCACUGAGUUGCGCGUCCCCAUCACUAUGAAGAAUAGACAGACGCAGGUGUAUGCAUUUGCCGAGCAUGGCACUGACCUUGGGAGCUCCAAGGACGUGAAGGGCAACCCUACAGAGUUCUUCCGCCGCGCAGGCCACGGGUCCUCCUAUGGCCUUGGUGUCAAGCUUGGCACGGUAAGGGCGGAGUACGCUGUAGAUCACAAUGCUGGUACGGGAGCCUUCUUCCUGAGAUUUGGCGAAAGAUUCUGAAGGCCGUGUCUCUCCCCAGCUUGACGUUCAGAAAGCCCCUCUGUAAAUUUCACUGGCAACUUUUUACAACAAAAUUAACUCGUGAAGAUAUAAGGUUACUGGAUCAUGUAGCACCAAGGCUUGCGUUAUGAAUAGUUGAUGGAUUCAACUGGGAGUAAGGAGUUUUAUUUUGAUGAAAGGAUGGCAUUGUACUUGCUUCCGCUGUGGAACUAAUAGUGAUGGUAGUCUCAGGGUUAACAUUUUGGUUUCUAUGCAGUCAGUUAACCGAAGAAUAUGGAGCCAGAGAUGUCUGUAAGGUUCAGAAGUCUUUGCUCGGAGCUAGCAAGAAUUAUUUCUCUGUGGCUUCUCACUUUGUUCUUUCAUUUUCUGUGGGCGAAA
Panicum hallii is the source of this 2763-nucleotide messenger RNA. Its product is annotated as protein TOC75, chloroplastic-like. The record is from RefSeq and is a predicted model, not a curated record. Gene Ontology annotation, cellular component: chloroplast outer membrane. NCBI's taxonomy places the organism in Eukaryota, Viridiplantae, Streptophyta, Magnoliopsida, Poales, Poaceae. The transcript has 7 exons. The coding region runs from base 28 to 2385 and encodes 785 amino acids. Gene Ontology annotation, biological process: protein import into chloroplast stroma; chloroplast organization.